AUGCAGAGCAGCGAAGUUUCUACAAAAGUAGAGAGUACACAACUACGUACUUCAACUCCUUAUGCAAAUGUGUUUACGAACCCCAUCGACACCAUCAUCAAGGUUCGUGUGGCAGGCAAGAAUUCAGAAGUCAACGAGAAUGCACCUGAAAAUGUCAUCACCGAAGAGAGAGGGCCGAAUGUGGAUAUCAUCAUCAAGGACACCGCGUCGAAGGUGAACAAAGCAACAUUUCGCAAACUGAAACUCUUUGUUUGGAAAUACCUUACGCGUGUAACCACUCAAGAUGCGCGAAAGAAACUCGGGAUGGAGCUAAUGGGGCGAGAAGUUUAUGGCCACAAGAAUCACGGCCAGUUCAUGGACUAUGCCAAAUAUUACGGCAAACUCUAA
Messenger RNA from Phytophthora nicotianae INRA-310, 387 nucleotides. RefSeq lists its product as hypothetical. The record is from RefSeq and is a predicted model, not a curated record. The transcript is spliced from 3 exons. The coding region runs from base 1 to 387 and encodes 128 amino acids. NCBI's taxonomy places the organism in Eukaryota, Oomycota, Peronosporomycetes, Peronosporales, Peronosporaceae.